CUAAAAUAACUUGGGCAUAGAACUUUUGUAACGGCGUCUUUUUAAUGUUGCUCCUCUUUAACUAACAUCCUCGCGAUUUAUUAGCACUUAUCUGCUUUAGCAAGCCAUCUACAUUGUUUUUCUUCCACUGGGUUGUGUCAUUUUCUCCAUUCACUCAUUAGAGGAAACCGAAUAUCGUCUGCUGGGAAGAGAGAGGCUGGGACAACAUCCGCCAAGUGACAGCCUGAAUACCAAGUGACUGUCACCCCUUUCUCUCUCCACUCUUCUGCUCCUCUCCACCCUCGCCUCCACCAUGAAGGUCUUCGAGGACAUAAAGAUGCUCAUCCACCCUUAUCACUCUAUUAAUUUGGUGAUGAGCUUGAGCUUCCUGAUGGCGAGAUAUGUGCCCGGCCUCUGUGAGCUGAUCUUCGCCCCUGCCCAGUGCGGGGAGCUGAGUAUGUGGGAGUCUGAGGUGCUGUUCUUCAUGCUGGUGAUCAUCAUGUUUCGCACACGCAAAAGUGGGAGCCGCACCAUGAUAGCGUACAUCUCCGUGUUCAACAUGUAUGCCAAGCUGUGCAAUGUGGUGCUGUGGUUCAGCAGUGAUGCUGUGUAUGGCAUCAUUUACAUCAUCAUUGCUAUUGUUCACUUCUUGGUGGUGGGUGAACCAGUGUACAGUGGGCCAGAGAAGGUUAUCUAUUUCCAAGGCAAGGCAUUUGAUGAUGAGAUGGCCAAUGACCCCCAGACUGUGUGGUUUAUCACUUUCUUCACUGCCUGGAGCCCAGCAUGCUCCAGCCUUGCACCAAUCUUUGCAAAACUUUCUGCUGAGUACAGUCUUGAUAAUCUCAAGUUUGGCAAGAUUGAUGUUGGACGUUACCCAGAUGCGGCCAAACAUUACCACAUCAAUGACACCACCUUCUCCCUCCAGCUUCCCACCAUAUCACUGUUCAGGGAAGGCAAGGAGGUGGAGAGACGCCCUUGUUUGGAUGCACAAGCUAAAUUCAGAAAGUUCUACUUUACAGAAGACAACAUUAAGGCAGCAUUUGACAUGAACAACAUUCAUAUGGAGUGCAAUAAAAUUCUGGAAUCAAAGAAAGGCAAGAAAGAAAUCCAUGCAAAAUCUGAGUAAUGCUGGGACAUGUGAAAAGUUUGUACAUAUUUUAGUUGUUAAGAAAAUUGAAGAAUAUGAGAAUUUCUUUUAAAGGCUAUAAUCUUAAGCUCGUGGCCAAAAACUUUAGUACAUUUGACUCACUAUCUCUGGAAAAAACAUGUUUUACCAUUGAAAUUUGGUUGUGAAAUAUAAAAGCCACAUAUGAAGUUUUUCCUUUUGCACAUAAAUAUAAAACUAUGAGCACUUUUUGCAUACUUCACUAGUGCUCCUUGUGGUAUGUUUGUUAUCCUCAUGUUGUGUGACUGACUUAAAAUAAAUUUGUUUGUGCAUGUCGGAGGAAGAAAUGGAAAAAAAAUUGUACAGAUAGUGUUAAGUUUUUUUUAUAAACCAAUUUGUUGAAAUAUUAAAAAAAUGUGUUGGGUGACAGUUGUUUUGAA
Portunus trituberculatus (swimming crab) is the source of this 1524-nucleotide messenger RNA. RefSeq names its product thioredoxin-related transmembrane protein 2 homolog. The transcript has 4 exons. The coding region runs from base 293 to 1105 and encodes 270 amino acids. The record is from RefSeq and is a predicted model, not a curated record. NCBI's taxonomy places the organism in Eukaryota, Metazoa, Arthropoda, Malacostraca, Decapoda, Portunidae.